Molecule: messenger RNA, 3833 nt
Organism: Tyto alba (common barn owl)
Lineage: Eukaryota; Metazoa; Chordata; Aves; Strigiformes; Tytonidae
Gene: OGFOD3
Product: 2-oxoglutarate and iron dependent oxygenase domain containing 3
Exons: 9
Coding region: 1-1293 (430 amino acids)
Cellular component (GO): membrane
Molecular function (GO): L-ascorbic acid binding; oxidoreductase activity, acting on paired donors, with incorporation or reduction of molecular oxygen; iron ion binding
Source: RefSeq, a predicted model, not a curated record
AUGCCGCCGCGCCGGCCUCGAUUGCUCCCGGCUGCGUGGGCGAGGUUGGGGGCAUCGAUUGCUUUGGCCUGCCGCCGUGACUCCGACAUAAAGCGCUUGGCCGCGUCCUUUUAUUUCGAUGUUGUUCCCCCCCUUUUUCCCCCCACCCGCCUCGUUUCGGUGCUGAUCUCACCGCCACCCCCCGUUUCGGUGCUGCCCCGCUGCUCUCGGUUCUCUAGCGGAAUUUUCCCACCAGCCGGUCUGCAGCGCUUUUUCUCAGCGGCCGACUGCUUUCCCCUGGCAGGCGGGCGUGGGGCGUCCCGAGCGCAUCGCUCCGUGCCGCGGGGCGCCAUGGCCGCGCAGCGCAGGGCGGCUCCGCGGGGCCCCGAGAGCGGCGGGACGGCGGCGGGGCCGGGCCGCGGGGGCCGCCGCCACAGCGGCGCCAGGAAGAGCAGAGCCCAGCAAGAGUCACGGUGGAGGUGGCUGAAGACAGCGUUCCUCCUUCUCUCGGCUGCCGGCGGUGGCCUCCUGAGCUGGAGCUGCCUGAGCGCUGAGGAUGGGGUCACAGAGGUGCUGGCUGGCCGCAGCGAGAACCUGCGGGGCAAGUUCAUUGAGAUCCCCUGCUCUGAAGACUAUGACAGCCACAAAAGAUUUGAAGGAUGCACGCCUAGAAAGUGUGGAAGAGGUGUGACUGAUGCAGUAAUCACAAGGGAAGAAGCUGAAAGAAUCCGCAGAAUAGCAGAGAGGGGACUGUCCUUGGGAGGAUCUGAUGGAGGGGCAUCAAUUCUGGACUUACACUCUGGAGCUCUUUCACUGGGGAAGCAUUUUGUUAAUCUGUACAGGUACUUUGGGGACAAAAUUCAAGACAUCUUCACCGAAGAGGAUUUUGCAUUAUAUCGUGACGUGAGACAGAGAAUUCAACAAAGGAUUGCUCAGGCAUUUGGUAUCAGCUCUGCUUCCAUGUACCUGACUAAGCCAACGUUCUUCUCGAGAAUAAACAACACAGAAGCCAAGACAACACACGAUGAAUACUGGCACCCACACGUUGACAAGGUAACUUAUGGCUCUUUUGACUAUACUUCACUGUUGUAUCUCUCUGACUACACUGAAGAUUUUGGUGGUGGACGGUUUGUGUUUAUGGAUGAAGGUUCCAACAAGACAAUAGAGCCCCGAGCAGGCCGGGUUUCCUUUUUCACCUCUGGAUCGGAGAACCUUCAUCGAGUGGAAAAGGUUCACUGGGGCACUCGCUAUGCCAUCACCAUCUCCUUCACUUGCAACCCAGACCAUGGCAUCGGGGAUCCAGUCCUGAUGUAAUUCCUCUGGGGAUGGAACAUGAGGUCAAAUGGAAUGAGAGAAGCCCUGCAAGAGGAGAGGAAAAAGGGAGAUAACAUCUCUUGUAACCUCACAUUCAAUUAGAAUUUCCCAGCUGUAUUAAUAUAUUGUAAUACAUUUUGUUUUCACAUGUCCUUUUCCAUAAAUGUUGCAAACAGUGCCUUAAAGACCAUCUGAAAUUCGGUGUGUUCUGAAAAUGGUUUGCCUUUGUCCUAAAGGGAUAGGGUACAAAGAAGAGUUCCAGAGUGGGUGUUUGGUUUUUUUUAAUUAUAUUUUAAAAUUCUUCAGUUUUAAAAAUAUAAACAAUUUUUUGGACCAUGUCUUGAUAUGACUCCCCAUGCUACUGUUACCUGUUUAAUUGCAUUAGUAACUGAAGAGACUAAAUAAUGUAGAAAGUUUGACCUAAGUUAAUAGAGCAAGAUGAUUGUUACUCUGUUGAACAAACCUUCUGUAGAGAGAUACAUCUUCUCCUUAGCAUGGACAUUAGUGGGCAAUACACCUGUGGUUUGACUACUGGGACUUACUUGAAUUUAUUUUUUUAUUGAAUUACUACAGGUAUUUUCUGCUGCAAACAGGGACUAGUUAAUACAAAGUCAGAAAUACAAUUUUCUGGUUGGCCAGAAAGCCUAUUGCUUUUGGAUGACAAAUGCUUUUUGCUAGGGAAUGUCACGGCAUUAGAUCCCUUUGAUCAGAAUGCAGCAUUCCAAACUCACCUUGUUUUCUUUGCGUCUUAAUGAAAAUGAUCAGUCUCCUGGUUGAAAGCCCGGUGUUAGGGUUAGUAAGAGCUCCUUAUGGAGAUGGCUUGACCAUGUAACCCUGUACAUUAAGUAAAUAUUAAAAAGGAGAGCUGGGUAGAGGUAAUCAGACAGUCCCCUGGAUUCAUCUGAGUGUUCACCAUUACCUAAUUUCCAGGUAAGGCAGUGGGGUUUUGGAGGGGCACAGCUGAGAAAAAAAGCUUGUUUUCUGGUUUUCUGUAUGCCAGUUCUGGCCUCCUUAGACUUGGUCCUGUAAACCCUGGCUUGCUGCUUGGAAGGCUGGCUAACAAAGCCACAUGGACUGGUGAACUGUGGCACGUGGGGUCUGAGAGAAUCUGGUAUCCACCUACACUUUAAAUUGAUACGGUGUCAAGCUGGACCUUGAGUGUAAAACACUCUUAAAACAUCUAUUUAUUGUGCCUAAAUGUAAUCUUAAAACCAAAUUAAGGGAAGCUUGGGGUUUUUUUGUUACUAUUGACACAACUACAAAUCUUGGGUUGUGAAAUACUGUGUUUUUAUCCUGUCCAAAACAGUGAUUUAUCUGUUUCAGAAAGUCUCUCAAUAGCUCUUUAUGGACUUCUUUUUUUCAAUUUAGUACUGAUUUCUUUCUGUUAACUAGGACCAUUAGUCUGUGGUGUUCCUUGAAUAAUAAAUUGCAAGGACUUCAGAGAAGAGGGCAUGAUUGCAUUGUAGUACAGAGAGUAACAAACAGAUGCCUCAUCUUGACAACUACUUUGUUAUUACAAAGAUUUUUGCAGUUUAGCACAUUGAUAAGUAAAUGGUAGGAAAACCUGAUUGUUUUUCUCAAAUUCUAAAGCAAACAUGUUGAUUUGUUUUACUAAUAGUCUAUAUAAUUUCCAUGAAACACUUUGAAAAUCUGGGAAUGUGCUUUGAUUUCUUUUUUUAUUUUAUUUUAUUUUUUUAUUUCAUGCAUACAGUUUUCACUUUUUAAUUUAACCUUCUAUGGAAAUAAUAAGUAUUGGGGGGCUUACACUGAAGAUCAAUAUAAAGAGGAAUGAUGAUAAGACACUUGGCCUUGUUCUAUUGUGAGUGUUCUCAUUUAGCAAACCAGCAAGAUUAGUCUUUUGUAAUUUCAUUUAAUUGUUCUCAAACCUGGAAAGAGGCUUCCCUGACCAUGCUAACAAGGUUGAAUUGUUAAAAUGGCUGGAUGCUAGGAAGUAAUAAAGUCAGUUGGGUUCCAUAUCUAAACCCUUGUCUCAAAGCCUGUUAAUUCCAAGAAAUUUGCAUUACACCCAGGUUGUAAGUCUGUGUGAAGGCAGACCAAGAUCAUCAGCGACUGCUUUACUGAUUUAAAAUGUGAUUCUUAAUGCUACUUGGAGAUUAAAAUGUCGGGCCUUUUCCACAAAAAUACCUGAUAGCACUGGAAUCUAAAUAUGAAUGGACUGUGUGGAUUUGGGUUGGGAUUCUCCAUGUUGAGGUCCUAUAUUCCAAAAUUUGUAAACUCACUGUAAGUCCUAUCACUGCUCUGCACCACUGUCAUAAAUUGCUUUGCCACUUUUAAAAGUGUUUGUUGGUUACUUCUGUCAUUCAGACUUUGAGUUGCACUAAAUGAAAAUAGCACUUUCAGAGCUGCCCUUUAUAAAAUACUGUUCAACAACAUCCUGUUAGACCAUGGGGGAAAUCCCAGCUAAUCUCCUCUUGGAUUUUUCAUCUUUUGAAGAUCCUGUGUAUUGUAAUAUCUCCUGAUCACAGUGCAUCUCAUGCUAUGAACUGUCAUUCAGAAAUAAAAUCAAGUUGGUAUUCGUA